Molecule: messenger RNA, 870 nt
Organism: Camellia sinensis
Lineage: Eukaryota; Viridiplantae; Streptophyta; Magnoliopsida; Ericales; Theaceae
Source: RefSeq, a predicted model, not a curated record
AUGGCACCUAGGAGAAGAAGUAUCAAUGCUCUUGGAACUGAUCAACCAGCUACUAAUCGUUUUACAGUCAUUGUUGGGAUUACUGAACAGUCAUGUAGCCCCACAACCAGCAGUUCACCCAACUUUAACUUUGGAGCUACUAAUCGUAGAGUUCCCCCUGUUCCUAUACCCCCUACCGCACCACAUGUUGCUCCAGUCGUCCCUGAAGCACCAGGAGUUGUUCCUGCUGCACCAGCCGCACAGGUUUUACAGUCAUUGUUGGGAUUACUGAACAGUCAUGUAGCCCCACAACCAGCAGUUCACCCAACUUUAACUUUGGAUAGAGGUUCCUUAUUUGAGAGGUUUAUGAAGGCAAAACCUCCAGAAUUUCACGGAACAGUGGACCCUACGGAGGCAGAGGCAUGGGUACUAGAGAUGGAGAAAAUAUUUGAUGUUUUAGGUUGUUCAGCAGACCAGAAGGUGGCCUUCGCAGCUUUUAGGUUCAAGGGUCAAGUAGAGCAUUGGUGGCGCAUGGUGAAGCGUCAAUAUGAGAGUAGAGAAACAGAGCUAGUGUGGAGCAAGUUUCUAGAAUUGUUUAAUGAGAAAUACUUCCCUGAAGCGGUGCGAAGGCAGAAGCAAGUGGAUUUUCUCAAUUUCAAGCAAAAUGACAUGUCAGUGGCUCAGUAUGAAGCCAAGUUUGCGGAGUUGUCGAGGUAUGCCUCACAUCAGGUGGCCAUAGAGGAAGAUAGAGUGAUGUUGUUUGAGAAUGGCUUGCGGUCAGAGAUCUAUGUAAAAGUAGCUAUUUUGGAGAUGAAGACAUAUUCUGCAUUGGCAAGCAAGGCAUUACUAGCUGAAAGGGGAGUAGAAGAGGAAAAGGGAGCUGAGGAAUAA